AUGCAGCAUGUAGAUGCUCAUUCAGCAAUUGCAGCUCCUACAGCCCACCAAGGGACUGCCGCUUCAAACACCUCAGCCGGAGCUGCGGCGGCAGCAACAUCAGUAGUAGCUGAUGCUGUUGGUUCUGACGCAUUCUCCAACGAACACCAACAUCACAGCUCGAAGAAAGAAGGACCUGACGCUGACGCAACAACGGCAGAACAGGAGCCUACGGGUCGUCCCGUGGAAGAAGGGGUCCCUUUACCAACCCCACCAGCAGUAGCAGACGAGAACGCAACAGCACAUUCAGCACCAGCAGUUAGAAGCGAUGAUCAAGAACUUCAGAUCGAGGGAGGUGCUACAAUUACGACGGAGGUGAUGAGCGAAGCUGCAGCGUCUCCCAAUGUAGAAGAAAUAGUGGAAGAUUCACCGAGUAUCUCAAAAGAGGGGGAGCAUCUCCCUUCGGAGUCAAACAAGACCAUCCCUAGACGCAUGGGAAGGCAGAUGUGGCGGCCGCGCGGUCAGCGGCUCAGCUUUGGCCGUCUGUGUAAGGGCAGCUCUGCACCUGGGGGCUGUGUAGGCGACAGCACUGCAGCAAAGAAGCGGUGGGAGCAGGUGCAGCAGCAAAAGGCGAAGCAGAGGGAAGCACGUGAUAGCGAGAAACAAAUACGAGCAGUCAAGGAGAAGGUACGGGUGCAACGCCGCAAGCAACGAGAAGCCAAACGACAACGCAAGAAAGAGAAUGAAAUGAAGAGUGCCAAAGUGCAAGUAAUUAAAGACACGUCGAAGAUUAGAAAGUGGAACAAACGAGCCAGAAGACAGCUGGUUAAAAUGUCACCCGAGAUGAUUCGGCAGCUCUAUGGGGUACAAAUAUAA
Messenger RNA from Eimeria maxima, 855 nucleotides. RefSeq lists its product as hypothetical. The record is from RefSeq and is a predicted model, not a curated record. NCBI's taxonomy places the organism in Eukaryota, Apicomplexa, Conoidasida, Eucoccidiorida, Eimeriidae. The coding region runs from base 1 to 855 and encodes 284 amino acids. The transcript has a single exon.